This is a messenger RNA of Liolophura sinensis, 1025 nucleotides long. RefSeq names its product pancreatic lipase-related protein 3-like. The transcript is spliced from 4 exons. Gene Ontology annotation, molecular function: lipase activity. The record is from RefSeq and is a predicted model, not a curated record. NCBI's taxonomy places the organism in Eukaryota, Metazoa, Mollusca, Polyplacophora, Chitonida, Chitonidae. Gene Ontology annotation, biological process: lipid catabolic process. The coding region runs from base 12 to 599 and encodes 195 amino acids.
UCUUAUCCCAGAUGCACGAUGUCCCGUACACUACUUUCCACUUAAUUGGUCACAGUCUGGGAGCUCACGUGGCUGGUUACGCUGGCAGCCAAUUGAACGGAGCGUUGGGCAGAAUUUCUGGACUGGACCCAGCUGGCCCGUUAUUUGAAGACAGCCAUACCAAAGUACGCCUGGACUCCACCGACGCUCUGUUUGUGGAUGUCAUCCACACUAACGGCGAUAAGUUCAUUGAAGGAGGGCUUGGCACAAUGGUGGAGAUGGGAGACGCUGAUUUUUAUCCCAAUGGUGGAAUGGAACAACCGGGUUGUGCUAGUACCGUUGACAAAUAUUUGAUCGCCUUCUUUAAAGCUGGGUUUACAGGUGUGACGGAAAGUGUGGGUUGUAGUCAUAUGCGAGUCUUGGAUCUCUUCUCGGAGUCUAUCAACUCUCCUUGUCAGUUUACUGCAUACUCGUGUGGUACUGUGGAGGAAUUCAACGCCGGCCUCUGCUCUUCUUGCAACGGACAGAGCUGUUCCAGAAUGGGCUUCCACGCCGACCCAUCUGCUCGCGGCAAAUUCUACCUGGAGACAAACGCCUCGCCGCCAUUUUGUAAAGGAUAGGGAAAAUAAUGCUACAACAUAUAACCUAACUCUACCAUUUCUCUGCAGCCUUUUGUUUCUGUAUAACAAUCCAGUAGUGUGUGGAAAACAUGCGUGUGAACAAUUAGAUCAGACAGAGCAGACUGAGUACACUGACUGUUGGAUAACGUCAUGUAUAUUGAAUAUGGGCAUGUAUAUUGGAUAAGCCCGUUGAGCAGCAAUCAGUAUGACAUAUCCAAAUAUUCCUCAGCGAACAGACAAUGUACUCGGACUGAUUCAACAACAACAACAACAAACACUUUCCUCGACGACACACAUGGUCAUCUAUGAAGAAUUCGUGUUAAGCAUCAAACAUUAAAGUACCGUGUACUUAAUGUACAGAUAUACUGCAUGGCUUCUUGGGGCGAGCUUACCUACACCCGCCCCAUUCCGGCUGUCCCCCACACC